AUGGAGGAAUCUACUUAGGCUAUGCGCUUAAAGAUUAAAGUAUCCUACUUAUUUUAUUUAGUCUUCAUUUAAUAGAAUUGAGGAUUCGAUUGAUGAUAUCUAGGAUUGUUUUAAAACAAUAUAUCCUUUGUAAUCUAAAGAACCAACCAUUUAUAAAUUUAAUAAGCCCUGUUGGCCAGAAGUGUAUAAUGAACAAUUUAGUAACGAGCUAAGUCAAAAAGUCACCAAGUCUGCUUUAAAUGUCUGCAAUCAACUAAAGAAAUAAGAGGAAAUUUUAAUUAAAGAAUAAAAGAAUUAAUAAACUUAAUAUGAUGAACUAAAACAAAAACAUAAUGAAGAGAUUAAAAUAAAACAAUAAUUGGAAACCUAAAUCAAAAACUAAAAUUAAGAAAUUUAGUAAUUAAAUCUGAAAUCAACCUUUGAAUAAUAGAAGUAAUAAUCUCAAUAUGAGGAACUAAAA
This is a messenger RNA of Paramecium octaurelia, 460 nucleotides long. Lineage: Eukaryota; Ciliophora; Oligohymenophorea; Peniculida; Parameciidae. The record is from the annotation of a GenBank genome assembly.